This is a messenger RNA of Colius striatus (speckled mousebird), 1708 nucleotides long. It is a transcript of the gene NOB1, whose product is annotated as NIN1 (RPN12) binding protein 1 homolog. Bases 116 to 1381 code for a protein of 421 amino acids. The record is from RefSeq and is a predicted model, not a curated record. Gene Ontology annotation, molecular function: RNA endonuclease activity. The transcript is spliced from 9 exons. Gene Ontology annotation, cellular component: preribosome, small subunit precursor. NCBI's taxonomy places the organism in Eukaryota, Metazoa, Chordata, Aves, Coliiformes, Coliidae. Gene Ontology annotation, biological process: maturation of SSU-rRNA; ribosomal small subunit biogenesis.
CCGUCCCGCCGCCCGAGUUACCGGCGCCCGCUCCGCUGUCGCUUCCGGCUCCAGCAGCCGCCGUCAUGUGACCGCGGCGCGUCACGUGAGCGCCAGGCCCCGGAAGCGCUCCGCCAUGGCGCGCGUGCCGCACGUGGUGGCCGACAGCGGCGCGUUCCUGAGCGCGGCCCCGCUGCAGGACCUGGCGCUGAACCUGUACACCGUGCCCGAGGUGCUGGCCGAGAUCCGCGACCGCGCGGCGCGCCGCCGCCUGUCCGCGCUGCCCUGCGAGCUGCGGCUCCGCCGCCCGCGCCCCGAGCUGCUGCGUCUCGUCACCGACUUCUCCAAGAAGACCGGGGACUACCCGAGCCUCUCGGCCGCAGACCUGCAGGUGCUUGCCCUCACAUGCCAGCUGCAGGCCGAGACCGACGGCACCGGCAGCCUCCGCUGGGAGCCGCAGGACAAGGUGCGGCUCAGCUCCACCCCUCAGCACCCCGAGGCCCCCGUGCACCUCGCUGGCUUCCACCUGCCCGCCAAGCACAAGCGCCCAGGGAAGGGCCAGCACCAGCCCAGCCCUGAGAGCAGCACCGGCCCCUCAGAGAGUGACGAGUUCAGCUCCUUCCUGUACUGGCGAGCUCCCCUGCCCAGCAUCGAGGAGGAGCUGCAGGAGCUGCUGAAAGCUGAAGCCAUCUCCGUCAGCCAAGAGACGUCCGAGGAGCAGCAGAGCUCUGAGGAUGGAGGCAGUGCCGAGGAGGAUGAGGAGGAGAGUGAUGACGAGGGCUGGAUCACACCCAGCAACCUCAAGCAGGUGCAGCAGGACUUGGGGCACUGUGACACUGUUCCCGUUGGGGUCCAGGUCGGCUGCGUCACCACAGACUUUGCCAUGCAGAACGUGCUGCUGCAGAUGGGCCUCCACGUGCUGGCAGUGAACGGGCGGCUGAUCCGCCAGGCCCGGAGCUACAUCCUGCGCUGCCACGGCUGCUUCAGGACCACCUCGGACAUGAGCAAGGUUUUCUGUCCUCACUGCGGUAACAAGACGCUGAAGAAGGUGGCGGUGAGCGUGAGCGAGGACGGGAGCCUGCACAUGCACUUCUCCCGCAACCCCAAGGUGCUGAACCCCCGCGGGCUGCGGUACCCGCUGCCGGCGCCGCAGGGAGGGAAACACGCCAACAACCCGCAGCUGGUGGCCGACCAGCGCUUCCCGCAGCAGCGCCUGUCCCGCAAGGCCCGGCAGAAAACCAACGUGUUCGACCCCGACUACGCGGCGGGGCCGUCGCCCUUCGCCGAGAACGACGUGUACAGCCGCGCGGCGCAGCUGCAGAUCCGCGACGCGGCGCUGGGCGCCGGCCGCCGCCGCCUCAACCCCAACGCCGUCACCGGCAAGUUCGUGAAGAGGAGGUGAAGGGACCGUGAGGGAAGGAGCAGCCGCAGCGGCUGCUGCCUGGUGCUGGCCCGGGACUGCGAGGCCUCGCCGCCCAGGGCAGCUGCAGGGCCUUUCCUUCCUCCGCUGCUGCCUGCGAUGCCAUCCCUGCCCGGAGCAGCUUCCCCCUGCUCGGCCCCAGGCCGCGGCUGCAUCACUAAUAAACACCAAACCCUGCAGCACCAGGGCUCGGUCUGGUUUCUGGGGAUGCCUGUGCCCAGUUCCCGGGCCAAGGUGUGCCGUGCCCUGAGCCUCAGGAACAAGAGGCAGCUGGGGAGGGUUGCUGAGGGUCUCAUGUCUCUGUCUCGU